Molecule: messenger RNA, 1990 nt
Organism: Schistocerca cancellata (South American locust)
Lineage: Eukaryota; Metazoa; Arthropoda; Insecta; Orthoptera; Acrididae
Product: coiled-coil domain-containing protein CG32809-like
Exons: 7
Coding region: 598-1443 (281 amino acids)
Cellular component (GO): cytoplasm
Source: RefSeq, a predicted model, not a curated record
CGGACGCGACGGGACGAAUUUUAACCGGCGCGUCGCAGAACUAAAAAAAAACAUAUCCCGCGCCAGAAUUUCUCUCCCCUUCGGGCCACUUUAUAUACGAAACGAGCACUGCCCGGUCUGUACAGAGGAAACGUACGAACUUUUUUGAGUGAAGUGCAAUUAUCUCGACGCACCAACCGUGUGUCAAUAUUUUUUUUGUUGCGAGUGUAAAUUUAACGGCGCCGACCGGAGCACUUAAAUUUUCCGUCUCCGUGCGAUAAAUACUAUUUUUUUAAUAUCUGUUUCAUUCUCUCGGCGCCGACCCGUGUUUGUGUUUGUGUGUGGAUAAACCUCUUUCGUGAUUUCGCAGACCCGUCUCGGCGUAAGAGCUUUUAAAAAAGUCAGCCUGUUCCGAAAAGAGGCGGCGGAGGCGGCAGCCGCGAUGACUCUGAGCUGAGAGGGCGCGGCGGCGGGGGCGGAGGAGGCGGCGGAGGCGGGAGCGGCGGCCGGGCCUCCGGGGGCGGCCGCAGCCGCGACGACCCGCGGCGCCACACGCUGUCCGGCACGGCGGACCACCACCAGCACCAGCAGCACCACCAGCACCACCAGCACCAGGCCAUGGCCGGCCGCGCCAUGGACCUCGAGAUGAGUUCAAAGUCACAAAGGCGGAAGUCUCCGCUGCCGCGCGGGUACCCGCCGCUGCCGUCGGCCAUGCUGUUCGACGACGACCCGGGCAUCAUGUCGGAGGUGGAGACCAGCUCGACGGGGUUCCGACGAGGCGGCAAGCAGCGCUCCAGCUUGCCCGUGGUUCGCACCCCGUCCAAGACCCUGGAGCGGCCUCUAGGUAAGGGCGGCGGCGCAGUGGCGGGCCCCCCGCUGUUCGCAUACCCGUACCCCGCCAUGGUGCCGCACGUGGUGUACCAGCCGGUGCUGCCCAGGCCGCAGCACCACCACCACCGCGGCCACCAGCAGCCCGCACAGGCCGCCACCACUGGCGGGCUGGUGUUCCUCCAGUACCGCAGCGAGACCAAGCGUGCGCUGCUGCCCAACGAGAUCACGUCGCUGGACACGGUGAAGGCGCUGUUUGUACGCUCCUUUCCCAAACAGCUCACCAUGGAGUACCUCGACUCGCCCAUGGUCAAGAUCUACAUUCACGACUCCUCCAAGGACAUGUUCUACGAGCUCGAGGACCUUAGGUCCCACCUGCGAGAGAUCCGCGACCGGUCGGUGCUGCGGCUGUUCGAGGCGGCCGACGUGAACGGGGGCGUGCUGCCCGGUGCGGGGGUGGGCCUGGCCCCGCCCCCGCCGCCCUCCGCCUGGGACCAGGACCAGUCCUACUUCAGCGAGCCCGAGUUCGACUCCGACUACCACCACCAGCACAUCCACAAGAGCAAGGUAGGCACUCAACAAGUGUCUCCACCCCAGAGCAGGCUUCACUCAUACCCUGGUCCCGGUGGCUACUAGGGCCGAGGUCUUCGAGCAGUCACAGCGUGUCAACACCAGAGAUAAUCUACAGUGUUGCUAUGAAAAGUGCUGUCUAGUCUGUUACAUACUGCUUCAAAACUGGAUUGUGUAGGACAAUUUCAAAAGGUUUUGACUGGGCUUUUGAAAUGUGAUUAUAUCAAGGUAAGUACUGGAGUAAGAUAAUGUGAUUGUGACCUAUAGGUACUGUAGCGGUGUGUGAGCGAACUUUGAAAAGUGUAGGCAGCUCGGGAGAUAAGGUGGGAAUCCUGAUUGCCUCAAGAUGGGUCUCCGCCUUGGGGGUAUAAGUUGGUGUUAAAGCGGCCACUGGAGAUAUUACGUGGCAGUGGCCAUUGGAGCGUAGGUAUUUUGAGAUAUGUGAUGGGGCACAAUUGUCAAGGCAGCCUUUGGAUUGCAUGAUCACAUCAAGGUCACCUUUCUCACAAGUGAUCAUUUCAGAAGCCUUCAAGGUCAGGGUGACCAUUGGAGCAUGAGUGCAUUACAGUCCCAUUUGUGCCACAAACACCAGACAUUGAGCAGUACGAUUGUG